Messenger RNA from Octopus sinensis (East Asian common octopus), 3003 nucleotides. Its product is annotated as cyclin-I. NCBI's taxonomy places the organism in Eukaryota, Metazoa, Mollusca, Cephalopoda, Octopoda, Octopodidae. The transcript is spliced from 7 exons. Gene Ontology annotation, biological process: regulation of cyclin-dependent protein serine/threonine kinase activity; mitotic cell cycle phase transition. Gene Ontology annotation, cellular component: nucleus; cytoplasm; cyclin-dependent protein kinase holoenzyme complex. The coding region runs from base 270 to 1256 and encodes 328 amino acids. Gene Ontology annotation, molecular function: cyclin-dependent protein serine/threonine kinase regulator activity. The record is from RefSeq and is a predicted model, not a curated record.
CACUUUCUCUCACGACAGCCAACGGGGAAGGAACCGUCGAGAGGAAAGUCAGUCCCCACUCGACAAUUAUGCAGCAACAAUUGCACUAACAAGGGCACAAUUAUAAUAUUAAGGGCUGCGGUUUAUAUAUAUUUAUAUAUAUAAUAUAUAUAUAUACUAAACCUCAGCUCUUUUAUGUGUUUUGCCCACACCUUGGUUGCAAAAAAGGCCAACUGGAUGAGGUUUUCGAGCAGGUAGUCAUUUCUUUAAAAGAUACAUAGGCGUACAUAAUGAAGUUCAACUUGGGUAUUGGUGAUGCUCAGGUGUUGCAGAUGCUCUCCGAAUCCAUCAACAAGGAGAGGCAACAAUGGAAAGCAAAAUUCUUCCGACGACAUGGUGAUACGAGUGUUACAGGCUCUCAGAGAGACUGGGCUGCUUCAUGGUUGGUUAGUGUUAACAGAAACUUCCACUUCACUCCGGAAACUGUCUCUUUGACACUGAACAUAUUGGAUCGAUUCCUUAAUUCUGUUAAGGUACCACCAAAAUAUCUUCACUGUGUUGCAGUAUCCUGCUUCUUUCUGGCAGCAAAAACCAUUGAAGAAGAUGAGGUUAUUCCUAGUACCCGAGAGUUGGCUGCUGAAAGUCAAUGUGGUUGUAGUGUAUCUGAAAUUUUGCGAAUGGAGAGAGAGAUUCUCGGUAAACUGGACUGGAAUUUGAGGAAUGUUAGCCACAUUGAUUUUCUUCACACUAUUCAUGCAUUGUUGCUUUCUAUGUACCCACAGUAUCUAUAUCUUGGAAAUAUGACACCGUCUCACCAGCUGGCAUCCUUGACUUCCAAGGUUUUUCGAUGCUUAUGUAAUCAUAGGUUUAUGGUCUUCCGCCCAUCAGUUUUGGUUCUUGCAGUGUUCAGCCUUGAACUCGAGUCUCAUAUCUUUCACUCCUGGCUCCAGUUGACAAUGAUGCUGCAAAAAAUUACAGAGGUUCCAACUGAUCAACUCAUUAACUGCCGAGAGGAAUGCAGUCGCUAUCUUAGCAGCAAAUUCCAUCUUCCAAAGCCUCCUGUAAUUUACGGACACAAGAAACGAGUUUGUGUGAAACGCCGGCUCGAGCAAAUCGAAGUUGAUGAGAUUUAUGACUGCAUUAAGCACCUGUAUAAUGAAGAGUAUUUCUCUCCACCAACCAAUACAGAAAAGGUUUUACCACUUAGUUGUAGCCAAAAUAUACUUCAAAAACGAGACGAAGAGUGUGUGAAGCUGCAACCAGUUACUGCAAAUUAAGCUCAGAAUUUUAUUUGGUAUUGUUUUUUAUUUUGUCAAAGGAAAUCUGAGUAUACUGUCUUUUAUUCUGGGACAAAGAUUUAUAAUUACAAUUUUUUUCCAGUUAUUCUUUUUAUUAAACAGAUAGUUCUUUAACUUUAAAGAUAAAAACAAAAAAGUUACAAAGUAUCCUCCCAAAAAAAGAUUAAACUUUUAAAAAAGGCAGCUUAAAAAAUACAAAAAUAUUUAAAACUCCCAAAAAUAUUACAACUAAUAGACUUUCUCUAAAUUGUUGUUUUAACUAAAUUUUCAAAUGUCUGUAAAAAUGUCCAAGAGCUUUUUUUUUCUGUUAAUUGAGGGAUUUCAGUAUUUCAAAAAAACAAAAAAACAAAUACUUCACAGAAAAAAAAAACUUUUUUGAUACAUUUAUUUGUUUCUUGAAAAGUAGACACCUCAACUCUCCUAAAGAAAAUCAACUAGUUUACUAUUUUGUAAACCAUUUAAAUUCUGCAUAUUUAAAUCUGUUCAAAACAGUUUAAAUUUGUCCAAAUGAAUAAUUCUAGUAAAAUUGUCAUUGAACAAUCUUACAGAUCAAUAAUAGUUUAAUAACAGCAUUACCGAUAAGAUUAGUUUCCAUUGCAAUUCAUGGAGUGACAUACAGCAACCUCUGCUGCCCUUUUUUUUUUCUUCCAUUUUUUUUUUGCGCUCUAAGUUUUAUGAAAUGCAAUUUCGAUUGUCUCUGUUACUUGGCAACACAGCAGCAGAUAUGAAUGAACAAACUACUAAGUCUAAAAAAAAAAAUCUGGUGGGCUAAACAGUUUGAGCAUUUGCUAAAUACAUGUGCACACAAAAUGCCAACUGUUAUGUUUUUCUCUCACUUCUCCUGAUAGUAACUUGUAGCAGGAAAAAACCAAUCUCUCUCAAGUGUUGUGGAUAAACUAUGACAAUCUAUUGAUAGGGUGUGAGCUGUCCUUAAUCACCCAGGACACUUGUAACAACCAAAGUUCUAUUGUGCUUUGUCAAUGAAAGACUGUUCAGGCUUUUACGAAGGCCUGACAUGUCCCUUAAUCAUAAUUAAAUGACGUAACGUAGUAUCAACCCAUAGGAAGAAAACAAUCCUAUGCACUCGUCACUAAAGCAAGCCUAUUUAAUUAUGAUUUGCCUCAGUUCAAUUUAACUUGAUACACAGAAACUUCUGGAGUGCUUUACUCUCUGAAGAUCUAACAAAAUUAAAAAAUAAAACCCUUUUUACAUUCCUAUAUAUUUAUAUAUAUAUAUUAUCUAUAUUUAUAGAAAAAAAGCAAACACAUUUGUUUGGCGGUCUUACUUUUCCCCCCCACAGGAAUGGUUGAGUCUAGCUAAAUAUUACUUUAGUCCAUAGUGGACUGUCCACAUGUAUAUAAUAAUGUAUAAAAUUUUAAAAACCAAAUUACACUUUGUAUAAAGAUCUGUAUGAGCAGGGGGGGGGGUGGAAACCUUUUUUUAAAACACACUCGCAAAGUCUACCGAUGAACAAUUAAAAAAAGUGACAUUGAGUGAGUGAAUGAAACCAAAAACUAAAAUUACUCACUGCACCUCACCACAGAAUACAUGGCCACCACCAUCUCACAUUUCUCUAUGAGAUUCAAAAUCUGGUGUUGUUGAUUUUUUUUUUUUUUUUUUUUUUUUUUUUUACUUAAGUAUGACCAUGGCAGCAUGAAAGACUAUAAAAAUACAUGUAUUUAUGAAUAAAAGGGCUGUUUCUGUCUGCUUUUUUUUUUAUCCCCCA